Messenger RNA from Salvia hispanica, 1680 nucleotides. Its product is annotated as protein DETOXIFICATION 22-like. Gene Ontology annotation, biological process: xenobiotic detoxification by transmembrane export across the plasma membrane. Gene Ontology annotation, cellular component: membrane. The record is from RefSeq and is a predicted model, not a curated record. Lineage: Eukaryota; Viridiplantae; Streptophyta; Magnoliopsida; Lamiales; Lamiaceae. Gene Ontology annotation, molecular function: xenobiotic transmembrane transporter activity; antiporter activity.
CUCCAUUUCAUUUCACUGAUUUCUUCAUCUUCAUUUAUCCCUUCUCUUUAGUGAAAGCAUGUUUAAAUGUUUCUAAGGGUAAGAGCAAUAGCUUGAUCACUAAAGAAUGGAAGGAAACAUGAAGGAAAGUCUGCUGGAUUUUGCCAGAGACGAAGCCAAGUCAUCUUUGAAGAAGAGAAUAUGGAGUGAGAUGAAAAAGGUCUUGAUUGUAGCUGGCCCAGCUAUACUAACACCAUUUUCAACAUUUGGUGUACAUGUAGUUAGCCAGUCUUUUAUGGGCCACAUUGGCCCCACACACCUUGCUGCUUACGCCCUCGUCUUCACCGUGCUCUUCGGAUUUGUCCUUGGCAUUCAGCUAGGCAUGGUUGGUGGGGUGGGGACUCUAUGUGGGCAAGCAUACGGCGCCAAACAACACGAGAAGCUUGGAAUUUAUCUUCAGCAAUCGUGCAUCAUCUUGCUCGUUGUCUGUGUUCUGGUCACGCCCCUGUUCGUGUUUGCUGCUCCGGUUCUGAGAGCAUUAGGACAGGACCACAACAUUGCGGACGUGGCAGGGGAUGUCGCUCCCUGGUUCAUUGCUGUCGUCUUCUUGUACGGUGCAAUGUACGACUGCAAUGCCUAUCUGCAGUCCCAGAGCAAGAACUUCGUCUUGUCAUGCUAUGCAAUUGUCUCCUUGCUCACGCACGUGCUUCUAUCGUGGCUUCUGGUUGUGAAGUUUGAAUUUGGCGUUUCUGGCGUCAUGUCAUCCACUUGUUUGGCUUUCUUGAUCAUGAAUUUAGGCCAGCUUUUGUAUAUGGUGUCCGGAGGCUGCAAAGAGACGUGGAGAGGCUUCACGGCCUUAGCGUUCAGGGAUCUUGGACCGACGGUCAAGCUUGUAGUGUCGUCUGGUGUGAUGAUCUGCCUUGAAUUUUGUUACAACAUGAUAUUGAUUCUUCUAACCGGGAAGAUGGAGAAUGCAGAGGUGGCGAUUGAUGCUCUUUCGAUCUGUCUCAUCAUCACUGGCUGGACUACGGUGGUGUCCGGAGGCUUCCUAUCUGCAGCAAGUGUGCGCGUCUCAAAUGAGCUGGGGAGGAAGGAUGCCGGAGCUGCAAAGUUCUCUAUCGUGACAACGCUUGUGAUGUCAGUGUCCAUCGGCUUGGUGUUGAUGUUUGUUUUCCUGAUGUUCAAGGAGAAUGUGGCUUACCUGUUCACCAGGAAUGCGCAAGUGGCCGAGGCGUUUGCACGUCUCUCACCUCUUGUUGCUGUCUAUGUACUUUUGAACAGCGUUCAGCCUGUUCUCACAGGUGUUGCGUCUGGAGCUGCGCAACAAGGUAUUGUCGCGUAUGUGAACCUCGGUUCAUAUUACUUGGUAGGGGUACCUCUUGGAGUCCUACUUGGUUAUGUGUUCAAUCUCCAAGUUGAGGGUGUUUGGAGUGGGAUGAUAACUGGGAUUGGUGUCCAAACAACUAUACUUGCUUUCAUGGUUUACACCAUUGAUUGGGAUAAACAGGUGUUCCUUGCUCAAAAACGAAUAAACCCAAGGUUCGUGGGAGACGAAACUACUCACUACUCGUCUAAUAACAACUCUGUAACUGCAGCUUAGACUUCGGUUUGUAGCAACAUGUCGAGUUUGAGUUGUGUGCUAAGAUGUGAAUGCUAAUGACACCCAUAUUCAUUGUAUUAUAGAUCAUUUGGUGACUUCUA